AUGGCGACGUCGGGCGGGGACGCGCCGGAGCUCGCCGGUGUUCCUCCUUGCCCCAUUUCCUCUGCCAGGAUGGCGCUGAGUGGGGAUCCGUUCAGAUCUGCCGUGAUAACAAAUGUUUGUAAUGCUGCGAGCGCACCUGAAGAAAAUAGGCUUGCUGGUGACAGCAACACCAUUUCAGAAAAUGCCCAGGAAUCAUUGAGUUCUUUACCAGAACAAGAGUCAAAUGAUGCUAGUGUUAACACAGAAAAGAAAGAACCUGGCAUUUCAAAAUGCAAAUCGGUGGAAGAAAUACCAAAAACAGUGACCGUAAAGAGGUGCAAGAACAUUGAUUCAAAGAAAGUCUCCUCAAAUAACAAUAAUAAUCCAAGCUUUACUGGCAGUCCAGCUCUGAAAAAGCAGCCAACAAAGGGGGACCAUCUUUUUCAACUAUGUGAAAAUGGAAUGUCUCCAGACACAAAGCCUCCUAGCACAAGGAUAUGCAUAAAUUCAGCGUGCAAAGCUGUCUUCAACUCAGAUAAUGCAUUUUGUAAGAGGUGUUCAUGUUGUAUUUGCCAUGGUUUUGAUGAUAACAAAGAUCCUAGCCUUUGGCUGGUAUGCUCAUCAGAGACUGGUGAUCAGGAUUGCUGUGGAUCAUCCUGCCACAUUGAGUGCGCACUCAAACACCGAAAGGCAGGAUGCAUAGAACUUGGACAAUCUAUACAGCUUGAUGGUAACUACUGCUGUGCUGCAUGUGGCAAGGUUAUUGGAAUACUUAGGUUCUGGAAGAGGCAGCUGGUAGUUGCUAAAGAUGCUCGUAGAGUUGAUAAUCUCUGUUCCCGCAUAUAUCUGAGUCAUAGACUUUUGGAUGGCACAACACGUUUUAAAGAGUUGCAUCAGAUCGUAGAGGAUGCUAAAGCAAAGUUGGAAAGUGAAGUUGGCCCCCUUGAUGGUACGUCAUCCAAGAUGGCUCGUGGUAUUGUAGGCCGGCUGCCUGUUGCUGCUGAUGUGCAGAAACUUUGCUCUUUAGCAAUUGAAAAGGCUGAUGAGUGGCUUAGUUCAAACAUUCAAUCUGAAGCAAAACAAAAUGAUACACUCCCAUCUGCCUGCAGGUUUAAAUUUGAAGAUAUUACAGCUUCAUCUUUGGUGUUGGUUCUCAAGGAAGCUGUUUCCUCGCAGUAUCAUACUAUCAAAGGCUAUAAACUCUGGUACUGGAAUAGCAGAGAAGCGCCUUACACAGGGGAGCCUGCUGUUUUCCCCAAAGACCAAAGAAGGAUUCUUAUAUCCAAUCUGCAGCCCUGCACAGAGUAUUCCUUCCGUAUUAUUUCAUUUACUGAGGAUGGUGAACUGGGCCAUUCUGAAUCAAAGAUCUUUACCAAGAGUGUGGAAAUUAUUCAUAAGAACACAGAGCACGGAACAGAAGGUUGCUCAUCCUCUGCCAAGAGAGCUGGUAAGAGACAAAAUGUUAGGUCAUUAGGAUUCCGGGUGCGUCAGCUGGGUAAUGUAUUCCGAAAAGCACAAACUGAGGAGAAUGGGUACCCCAGUGCAUUGUGUAAAGAUGAGAUUGAAGAUUCAUGUGAUCAGAGUGAUUCUGUGAUACCAGAUAAGGACCAGGUUCCACGUGGCGCCUCCCGCAAGCUCGAUCUCAAUGAGACCUCAGUCCCAGACCUAAAUGCAGAGGUAGUCAUGCCAACAGAGUACUGCCAGAAUGAGAACGGCUGUAGUUCUGGGAAGAAUGCAUUCUCAAAGUCGAAUGGUUGUGGUGACUCUGAAACUUGUGCGGAGGGGCAUAUAGGGGAUGCACCAGCCAUGGAAUCCCGGUCUCAGAGUCGCAAGCAGGUAUCAGAUUUGGAGCAGGAGACCUGUGUUGAUGACAGUAAUUUGGUGGCUCGUGCAGCUAGGCUCUUGGCACCGAAGUUAGGCCAGUUAGAUGACAACUAUGAAUACUGUUUGAAGAUUAUACGUUGGUUGGAAUGUUCCGGCCUCAUUGAGAAGGAUUUCAGGAUGAAAUUUCUAACCUGGUUCAGUCUGAGAUCGACAGAGCAGGAGCGGAGAGUUGUUAUCACCUUCAUCCGCGCCCUGAUUGAUGAACCCAGUAGUUUGGCUGCGCAGCUGUUGGAUUCCUUUGAAGAAAUUGUUACCAGUAAGAGGCUAAGAACUGGUUUCUGUACUAAGUUGUGGCACUAA
Messenger RNA from Miscanthus lutarioriparius, 2163 nucleotides. The record is from the annotation of a GenBank genome assembly. Lineage: Eukaryota; Viridiplantae; Streptophyta; Magnoliopsida; Poales; Poaceae.